Molecule: messenger RNA, 1292 nt
Organism: Mangifera indica (mango)
Lineage: Eukaryota; Viridiplantae; Streptophyta; Magnoliopsida; Sapindales; Anacardiaceae
Product: SNAP25 homologous protein SNAP33-like
Exons: 6
Coding region: 229-1146 (305 amino acids)
Cellular component (GO): SNARE complex; plasma membrane
Molecular function (GO): SNAP receptor activity
Source: RefSeq, a predicted model, not a curated record
CGAAGUCUAUUUCCCUCUAGAGUAACAUUUCUUAACAGUUUCUGCAGUUUCAAAAGUCUUCACUUGACGCGAUUUAUACGUGGUUUUCUCUCUUCAAUCUUUGUUUCCUACUUCCCAAAUCGUGGCUUGGUCUCUCUUGCUUCUUGAUUUUUGCAAGAUUUUUCUCUAAUCUUUUUUCAGGAACAUUAAUUGAUUAGUUUACUGAUUCAGUUAGGAUUCUACUGAAGAAUGUUUGGCUUAAAGAAAUCUCCCAUAAGGGUUGGUAAGCAUAACUCAGCUGAUUCUGGGUAUAAGGCUUCUUCUCUCUCCAACCCUUUCGACUCUAACAAUGAGUUGGACAAUACACAUACUCUUAAACCAUCAAUAAAGACUUCUUCUAAACCCAACCUAACUACCCCAAAAGUGAGCACCAAUCCUUUUGAUGAUGAUGAGAUAAAAGUGACCACUUCUGGAUCCUCAUAUUCACGUAAUGCUGCUGCCAGAAACAGAUACAAGAAUGAUUUCCGUGAAUCAGGUGGAAUAGAGAACCAGUCUGUGCAAGAAUUGGAGGACUAUGCUGUUUACAAGGCCGAGGAGACUACAGAGGCAGUGAAUGGCUGUCUGAAGAUUGCUGAAGAGAUUAGAGAGGAUGCGACAAAAACUUUGGUCACUUUGCAUCAUCAGGGUGAACAAAUUACCAGGACCCACCACACUGCUGCUGACAUUGACCAUGAUCUUAGUCGGGGUGAGAAACUUUUGGGAAGCCUUGGGGGCAUGUUCUCUAGGACUUGGAAGCCAAAGAAAACUCGCCCAAUUAUGGGCCCUGUCAUAACAAGAGAUGAUCCAGUACAAAGAAAGGGUAACCACUUGGAUCAAAGGGAGAAGUUGGGACUAAAUCAUGCGUCCAGGGGACAGUCAAAUACACGAGCACCUUUGCCUGAGCCGACAGAUGCUUAUCAGAAAGUCGAGGUGGAAAAGGUGAAGCAGGAUGAUGCACUUUCUGAAUUAAGCAAUAUUUUGGGAGAUUUGAAAGAUAUGGCUAUUGAUAUGGGGUCUGAAAUUGAUAGUCAGAACAAAAAACUGGAUCAUAUGGAUGUUGAUGUGGAUGAGUUAAAUUUCCGAGUGAGACAGGCAAAUGCACGAGGUCGUCGUUUACUUGGAAAGUAGAAGUACAUGCCUUAUUCGGAUCUGGGCUGUUACGCAUAUAUGGAUCCAGAUACAGAUUUGUAGUUCAUGUAUUUUCACUUCUAAUAAUUUUUGUCUGAUUUACAGUAUGACAAAAGUACUGAGUAAUCCAUUUUCAAUUUACUAUU